Messenger RNA from Lodderomyces oxycetoniae, 3195 nucleotides. RefSeq names its product Axl1p (gene AXL1). Bases 1 to 3195 code for a protein of 1064 amino acids. Lineage: Eukaryota; Fungi; Ascomycota; Pichiomycetes; Serinales; Debaryomycetaceae. The transcript has a single exon. The record is from RefSeq and is a predicted model, not a curated record. Gene Ontology annotation, molecular function: metalloendopeptidase activity; metal ion binding. Gene Ontology annotation, biological process: peptide catabolic process. Gene Ontology annotation, cellular component: mitochondrion; cytosol.
AUGUAUUUUUUUUCAGCCAUUGAACUUCAAACAAGUUUCAAAAAGCCAUUAUGUGAUUUACAAAAGUCGAUAAAGUACAUUAAGCUCAAUAAUGGAUUAAAAACGCUUCUUAUAUCAGAUCCGCAAGCUCCAACUUUUGCAGCAUCAGUAUGCGUGGGGUCUGGAUCUCAUUCUGACCCUGACGAAUUGCCUGGUUUGGCUCAUUUUUGUGAACAUGUAAUGUUUUUAGGUACUGACGAGUACCCAUCACCCAAUGAGUUUUGGUCGAAACUAAACAUAAUGGCGGGCUCUUCAAAUGCGUAUACUAUGGCUAACCAAACUUGUUUUUACUUUGAAGUACCUUUAACUGAUACUUCUAUCGAAGGAGAGUUUGGUUUGACAUAUUUGAUCAAGAUAUUUAGCUCAUUUUUCAAGUCGCUUAGUUUUAAUGAACGGUUGAUGAACUUGGAGGUGAACAGUGUUGAUGAAGAACACUGGGGAAACAUAACUAAUAACGAAAAGAUCUUGUACCAUGGAAUGAGGUUAUUGAGUAAUGAACAACACCCGUUUCACAGGUUUGCAACGGGGAAUAAACAGACAUUAAGCUCAAAAAAGGUGAGACUGGAAAUGUUACGAUAUUUUAACGAGAAUUACGUUUCCGAGAAUAUGGUUUUGGUUUUAAAAAGCUCAUUGUCACUUAACCAAUUGCAGAAAAUGGCAAUUGCCAAUUUUACAAGUAUUCCAAGUGAAAGACGAAUUAUGCGACAUUCAAUGAAAAGCCAUAAAAAGGAUAGUCUACUGAUUGGAUCCAGAAGUAGUAGUAGCCGUACCCUGUCGAAAAGUCUCCGCUCGAGUGAGUUGUUGUCGACUGAGUUUGGUUUUGGUAAUGAAAUUUUCCCGCAAGAGUCUGCUAAUCAAACGCUUUGGAUAAGACAACAAGGUCAAAGAAAAGCAAGGUUUAUAUUUCCCAUUUAUUGUUUUCAAGAUACAUUUUUUGAAAACGUUUGGUGCUCAUUAUUGGGAGACGAGUCGCUAAAUUCAUUAUUUUAUUUUCUUAAAUACAAUCUACAGAUUAUUGAAUCAAUGUAUGUUUUCACCCAAUCGUUAUCGUAUGGGAAUAAGGUUUUGCUUAUUGAUGUGGAUUAUAGGAAAAAGUUCAGCUCAAAUUUGUUUAUCAACAUAAUCGCAAACUUUAUUGAGCAAUUGCUAAACAAGGAUGAGGACUACAUUGAACGCAUGUUAUGUGAAUAUUCUCGAGUUUUUAAAUUUCAAGCAUACUUCAAUUCACCCAACAGCUCAGCAGCAGAAGAAGUUUGUAACUACUCACAAUCAAUACAAAGUGGUGGUGGUGGUGGUGGUGGUGGUGUUGCUGAUGUUGAUGAUUUAUUAAUUGGGGACUCUUUUAAGUAUUCAAAGGGUGGUGCACAAUUGUUUUUGACCAAGACAAGUGAGAUUUUUAACACAAGCAAUAUUCAUACCAUAUUUUUAGCUGAUGAUGAUGACUACUAUACCUUAGAUUUGGGAAGGAAAAUCCCACAAAGUGCAUUUUGCAAAGACCCCUUUUACAACUUUGAAUAUGUGAUUUUUGAACUGACUAGCGCCCUGGUUACUAUGAUCUUCCCUCUUUAUUCCUUCCUACUAGAUAACAAAUACGUGAAUUACACAUCGCAAGAAUUGGAUGCGAUGAUUAAAGAUUCAGUCACUGCAGUAAAAGCGUAUCCGGAAUUCACACAAGAUACAACUCCAAAGCUCAUUGACUACUCGGAGCACAAUGAAAUCUGGCACUCGAAAACAAAUACAGCAAAAAUAACCGUAUCAUUUCUGAUAUCUUUGAGCAAUUAUCAAGAUAUAACCAGAAGUUCAGUUGCAAUGGAAAUAAUUGCCGAGCAUAUAGGUCGCAUCUUGAAUACAGAAUUUUAUCACGGUGAAUUUGCAUUCUUUUCGUGGGGAAUUUUUGCAAAUUAUUUAUUCAGGCCAUCAUUAACAUUUGAAGUCCUGGGUCUUGAGGCUGGGUUUGGUGAGUUUUUGCUGGAUUUUGUGAAAAGGGUUAAAGAGCUAAUCUCCAGGUUUAACCCCAACUAUAAGGAAUUUUCAAGAUGUGUAUUUGAAGUGAGGCGAUCAUAUGACAAUUUACAGAAUGGUGAUAUCAAUAAGAAGAUGAUUGCUGGAUCCACGAUGUUUUUAGAGGAAGGGGUUGUGGAUAUAGAAGAAAGAUUUGAGGCAUUGGAGUUGAUCACUAAAGACGAUACCAAGGAUAUUUGUAAUGAGAUCAACAUUGGAUGCAAGCGCAGUUUUAUUUUCAUUUCAAGCAUGUCUGAAGCAAAUGCAAUGAAGAUAUCACAGACCAUCAAUAGUAUAACUUCACACCAAAGAAUCUAUUUGCAACGGAACAUUUUUGAACGACGACCAGCAAGUAUUUUGUUGAAACCAGGAAGAAAUGAUGUAGUGACAAUGAGUGACAAUAAUGAGGAUAAUAACGCUGUUUACUAUUAUAUACAAAUGUGCCAACGGAUUGACAAGUAUACUACUGCUGUCGUUGAGUUUUUGGCGUAUCUUCUAAGCCAAGAUUCCAGCUAUAUGUUAAGAACCAAGAGACAGAUUGGAUACGUAGCGUUUAGUGGGGUGCGGAUAAACAAGCAGACACUAGGGUUAUAUAUAUUACUCAAUAGUAAAUCUUAUUCCAGCUCACAGAUAAUUGCUGAAAUCGAAAAUAUGUUGAUGGAAUGGGAGGAGAGAAUAGUGCACAUGUCUCAAGAAGACUUGCUGGAUCAUAUCUUGUCAUAUACCAAGAGUCGAGAGAAACAAGAGAAUGAAAAUAGUGCCAUACCAUCGAAUAUUUCGAUAAUUACCAAUCCAAAUAAACAUAGCCAUAAUCGAGUGGAGAAUAAAGUACAUCAAGUGUACUGGGAAUGCAUACUCACUAACAAUCAUGACGAUUUUAGUUUAGAUAAAAAACUCCAGUUGCAAUAUUUACGUGAAUGGGAUCUUGAUAUCAUUGUUGGCUUCAUGAAAAGGCACAUAUCGGUCAAAUCACGAUCAAGAGCCGUUUUGACGAUUUCAAUCAUAUCAGAGAAGAAGGCAAUGAUGAUGAUGAUGAAGAAACAGAAGAAGAAGAAGAAGAAGAAGAAUAAUAACAAUAAUAAUGUCCCUGCACCAAAAUACCUGAAUAAAAUGUCGUGUUUGAUAACAAAGCUACAAACGCUCGCGUUGGAUUGA